AUGUCAAGUCGAAUAGAUAGCAGUAAUUCCAAUACCAAGUUCAAAGUAGGGGAUAACGUCCACUUUGAAGUAUCCAAUGGAAACACGUCAACUACCAGUAAUAAUAUUCCAAACGGUAACAAAUCUUCGAAUCUGCAGACUGGUAAUGCAACAAAUUCAUUACCCAAAAGUGCUCAUCAGGUACGCGAGAGCACGCAUGAUUCCAAUCCACUUGCUAAUAAAGCAAACAAGAAGAAGAAGAAAGGGAAGGGGAAGAAGACAACGAGACUUUCCACAUCACAUGCUCAUUUGAAUAAACCAGAGGACGACUAUCCUACAUCAAGGGUGAUUAAGCAAGCUCCAAAUGGUGAUGUCAUUGUUGAAAGUUUAGAUGACGAAGAUUCAGAAGGAUCAAGCGAGGGAUCAGCCCCUUCUCGCAGCGAGAAUGGAUCCGAAAAGCUUGACAAGGUUCUGUCUCAUCACCCUCAUCUGCAUCCACAUAGCCAUAAUGAACCAUUGCAUAACCAGCCACAUAUGGCUGGAACAAUGCACUCUACGAGACGGAGCGGCCAGGAUGCGCACAAUAGCUUAUGGGAUAGUGCAUCGAUUGAAGAACAAGAGAAGUUGAAGCAGUUUUGGGAAUCGUUAGCUGAGCCUCAAAAGCUAGAAUUAGUCAAGAUAGAUAAAGAGUCUAUUAUGAAGAUGUUCAAAAAUGAGACGAGGCAACAUUUGCAGCAACUACUGCAGCUGCAGCUGAAUUCAAAUAGUUCAAAUAGUGGUAACAAUUCGUCGGGCCAGAACAAUUGUACCUGCAAAUACUGUGGCAGAAGAAACAAUCUCAUUGAAGAGGAGUUGGAGAGUAUCUACGACAACCAUUUUGAUGACAUCAUUGACUUUAUCCACGAAGUUAGAGAUAUAAAUGAUUUGAAUGCUUUACCAGGGUUGUUGUUUGGUGGUUUCCAUAUGCUAGAAGAAGAGAGGAAGUUGCAAAAGAGGAAGCAGCUACAUAAUGAGAAUUUGGAAAUGGCAAAGAAUCAGGUUGCCGAAAGUGAGGCUCAUAUUGACGAGAUUAAGUCACAGAUGAAUAAAUUGCGAAUGGCAUCUGCACAGGACCACUCUGAACAGCACCAACAAUCACGAAGCUCCCCGCAACCUCAAGCAAGCCAGCAGAAUCAUUCGACGGUAAGGUCGCAUCCAAAUGUGCAAAUUAGUGCAUCAAUCCAAACCUCAAAUUCUUCACAGACACAGUUAUUUGAUAGGUUGCUUGACCCUAAACUAUUUCAAGCAUUGGAAGGCUUGGACUUGCAAAAAAUGAAAGAGACGGCCCAUUUGGAUCCUCAAAACGCCGCUCAUUUAACCAUGUUGGAAAAGGCUGGUUCACUAAAAGAAAUAGUUAGGGAUUUGCACAAUCAUGAUGGGAAGCGUGCCGAGAGGGGAGCAAAAUAUGUUCAAAACAUGGGCAAGUUCUUUUCCAAUAUUGCCAAUAUGAAAGCUAGUAGUCCUGAAGAGGCAGAAAAGUAUAUGGCAAAGCAAUUUACUGAACAUUUUGGACAAGGACUUUCAACUUUUGCCGAAGACUUGUUGAAUAAUGAUGGCAACUCGUUUAUAAACAUGAUGGAAUCUCUAACGGAGUCGAGGUCAGCACGCGAGGAUGUAUUGAAGGAAAUGCCCUCGUUUAAAGGGGAAGGUCGAUCUAGUGUGCCUCCUGAAGAACAGCAGUCUCGCUGGGUGGAUGAAGAUGACGAAGGGAAGGAACAUUUAUAUUGUUCACAUCAUCACCACCCUCAUCACCACCAUCAUCAUCACGAUGGUGAGGUAGAAGAUGACGAUGAGUACGACUAUGAAUAUGAAUAUGAAGAAGAAGAAGAAGAAGAAGAAGAAGAAGAAAAAGAAGACGAUCUUGAAGAUGGAGAGGGAAAAGACGUCAGUGAUACCGAGUCUGAAAUUUCCGAAGAAGAAAAAAUGCAAGAGAUUCGUCGUUUAUUUUUAAUUCAAGUUAUCAAAUUGUUUCAAGAGCGUUUGAAGAGUGCCUACAAGGAGAAGGUGUCGAAGGAUAAUACUCAAAAGCUAAUUGAAGAGUUGGAAGCUGAGGAAAAGGCCAAGAAGGAACGAGAAGCAAAGAAAUUGAAGCAAAAGGAAAAAGCAAAGGAAAAGAAGAGGUUGUUGCAAUUGGCUAAAGAGGAAGAGAAGAGAAAGAAGGAGGAGGAGGCUAAAAGGGCCGAAGAGGAAGUGAAAGCGCAGCAGGAAAAACAGAGAUUGGAACAGAAGCGAAAAAAGGAAGAGGCCAAAUUGAAGAGAGAAGAAGAGAAGAAGAGAAAAGCUGAGGAAGCCAAGAAAAAGGAGGAAGAACACAGAAAAAAGGUAGAAGCUCAGCAGAGAAAAGAAGAAGAAGCCAAGAAAUUGAAAGAAGAGCGGCGUAAAAAGGCAGAACAGGAAAGAAAACAGAAGGAGGAAGAGAAUCAACGAAAGGAGAGGUUGAAGAAGCAACGAGACCAAGAAGCAGAGAGAAUAAGAGUUGCUCGUGAGAAACAAUUGGCUGAAGGAGAAAAAGAUGAGGUGAACUCUAAAAGGUCAUUGAAUUCAGCCGAUGCUUAUUUUGAACAAGAUUUGGCUAAACGAAUUGAAGAGGAGAAGCUGAAGUUUUUCAAUAACCCUACUUCUGGCAGUAGCUCAAUUAACCAACCCUUUCAACAACCUAGAUCGGGUUCCCUUUCCAGCAGAGGUUCUGCAGUCGCACUCAAAUUAGGUCAGUUGAACCCAAAUGUCGCAACAAUUCCUCAGCAACCUCCAUUUGCCAGUGAUUUUGCUCAUAGUCAGUACUUGAACCAAGCUUCAGUGUUGUCCCCACAAGCAGCCCCUACCAACUUAAUGAGUAGUGCUUCUGCGGUGAACUCCUCGCUUGCUAAUACCUUCCCUACUACUGCUGCAGCUACUGUGUCUGCUUCUGCUACCACUUCAAAUCCAAUGUCUCCUUGGACGGACAAGAUAGGGUUGAAUAAUCCAUCGGUGCCAACAUUUUUAGGCGACACGACUUCCUCAAUCACACCCAAUGUGAGUGCGACAAACAUUCAUCAGCAAGGGCAGCCAGCUCCUCGCUUUGACCCGUUUGGCACAUCUUCCGAGCCUACUGAGCCCCUAGCCCCUGCUACAAAUGUUAAAUCUUGGAAUACUAAUCCUAAUGCUGUUAAUACGGGCGGAACGAGAAGUAGCCAGAUUUGGAACAUGCCAGCUGGGUCAACACCUAGCGAAAACCCAUUUUUAAAUCCUGGCUUGAAGAGUAAUGCUCUUUUCCCCAUGGAUGUUGAUCAGAACAACGUGAGCUCCAACGGUGUUGUACCUAAUGCAGUCAAUCCUCAUGGCCAACCUGAGGUGGAGCUAAUUCAAUCAACAGCAUUCAAUUGUUUCCAAGCCAUGGCGAAAUUGAACCAGUUAGAAUUUGGAGUCGCUCCAGUGAUGAAAUUGUUUGAAGAGGUAAAGAGUGUCACAAACAGACCGCAGUUGACAAUGAAUCAAUUUUUAAGUUGCUGUCAAUCCGGUACUAUCUAUCAAUUUGAGAAGAAAUACGAUCCAUUCGGUACAAUUACCCAUAUUAAAGUUGGUUCACACAGUUUUACUAGAACUUCGCCUGGUGCUCAAUUCUUCACUCCUGGUGCCUCUAGUUUUGUGCAGCCACAAUCGCAGCUGUCGUAUCCCCAACAACCGGUAUUCCAUCUGCAAACUAGUUUUGGUCCAGGAGGGUUCCCUCCUCCAGGUAUCCGCAAGAGUUCGCUGCCGGGGUUUUUAACUGAUCCACCCUUGAUGAACUUAAGAGGUGAGGGGAACCCAAAGACGUCAACCAGUGGGUUUGUUGAUGGGCUUUGGAAUAACGUAUGA
This is a messenger RNA of Lodderomyces margitis, 3852 nucleotides long. RefSeq lists its product as uncharacterized. Bases 1 to 3852 code for a protein of 1283 amino acids. Lineage: Eukaryota; Fungi; Ascomycota; Pichiomycetes; Serinales; Debaryomycetaceae. The record is from RefSeq and is a predicted model, not a curated record. The transcript has a single exon.